UUGAGGCCAACUUGCUCAUUCAACAAGCUGUUCGGAAGCAGACAGACAUUUAUAUCAACAUCAAGUCCUUCUGCCAAAUUUAUAUGUGGAACGUCGUCCCGAAUGGUCUGCUUCUUUCAUCUGGAAGCACAGUUGAUUCCGAAAGUACCCUCUCAAUUCUCAACGGGUAUGAUGACGAAGGAAACAUGACAUCAUCAUCCGUCUUCAGCCGAAUCCAGCCCAAUCGAUCUGGAUCAAAUCGAUUCUGACAUCCCUCCAUCCCCGUUCGCACUGUCUCCAUCGGGUCUCACGACACCACCACCAGCACCACCAGCACUUGUACUCUUGACACUCAGUCCCUCCGUCCCUCCUUCCUCCCUCUUCCUGCUCUCCGCUCCGCCGGUACCAGUACUACCACACAAACACCACCGAACACACUAGGACAAUGCCCCCUUCGCGCCGCGGCAGUGGCAGCAUCGUGCUGCCCUCGGGACAGACGAUGGCGAUGCAUACGAGGACGCAGGAUGAGGAGGGGUUGGUCCAUGCCACGAAGAAGACGAUGGCAGACCACCUGCGGAAGUACGAGAGUCUGUUCACACUGACGCCGCAGCGGAUGCGGAUGAUUGUCGAGGCGUUCCGAGAGACGCUUGAGGCGGGCCUAGAGAAGAAGGGGCAGAUCGUGCCCAUGAUACCCACGUACGUGUUUGGAUGGCCGACGGGCGAAGAGAAGGGCGACUUUCUGGCCCUCGACCUCGGCGGUACGAACCUGCGUGUGUGCCUCGUCACCCUGCAGGGCUCCGGCAAAUUCGAGAUCACGCAGAGCAAGUACCGGCUGACGGAGGAGCAGAAGCAGGACGAGGGCCAGAAGUUGUUCGAUUUCUGCGCCGAGUGCCUGAAGACUUUCCUCGAGGCUGACGGGGGCGUGCAGAUUCCCGAGGGCGGCAAGCUUAGUUUGGGCUUCACAUUCUCCUACCCGUGCACCCAGGAGAGGAUCGACCACGGAGAGCUGAUCCGCUGGACCAAGGGCUUCGGCGCGCCGAAUACCGAGGGACACGAUGUUGCAGAGAUGUUCAGGAAGUCGCUGGAGAAGUAUGAGUUGCCGAUUGAGCUGACGGCGUUGAUCAACGACACCACUGGCACACUCAUCGCGUCCCGAUAUGUCGACCCCAAGACUAAGAUUGCGGUCAUCUUCGGCACGGGGUGCAAUGCGGCAUACAUGGAGACAGUGGGCGACGUGCCCAAGAUCGGUGGGCUGGGAAUCGAGGCGGAGGCGCAGAUGGCGAUCAACUGUGAAUGGGGUGCGUUUGACUCGUUUGAGCAUGAACAUCUUCCUCGCACGAAAUUCGACGCAAUCGUCGACGACACGUCCAACAAACCGGGCGAGCAGGCGUUCGAAAAACUCAUCUCCGGCCGGUACCUCGGCGAGAUCAUGCGUCUGGUUCUCUGCGAGCUGAUCGACGAGGGAAUCCUUUUCCUUGGUCAAAACACGUACAAGCUCGAGGCGCCCUACGUGCUGGACACAGCAUUCCUCUCCCUGAUGGAGAUGGACCCGACCGACGAGCUGCUGAUGGUCAUCGGCAUCUUCUCGCAUUUCUUCGCGCUCGAGACCACGCUCGCCGAGCGGCAGUUUUUCCGCGCUCUCGCGAAGCUCAUCGGACGCCGUGCGGCCAGACUGUCUGCGUGUGGAAUUGCUGCGAUCGUGACAAAGAUGGGAUACCUCGAGGGCGACUUGGAGAAUGGGGAGAAAUGUGUCGUUGGGGCGGAUGGCUCGUUGUAUAACAAAUACCCUGGCUUCGCAGACCGUGUACACGAAGGCUUGCAAGAUGUCUUCGGCGACAAAGGCCGCAAUAUUGUCACGCAACACGCUGAAGAUGGCAGCGGUGUUGGCAGUGCGAUUAUCGCAGCGAUGACCAAGGCCAGAAGGGAGAAGGGGCUGUAUCCGAAUGUCUGAAGCAAAUCCAACUGCUGUGUUUGUCGUGUUUUCAAAUAGAGUAAUCACUAUACUUGAUUGUCGUGUUAAAUCAGGGAGUUCUGACAACGAGACAGUGAAUUGACUCAACUGCCCCGUGGCCCAGCUGGUUAAUGCGUUUGACUGUUAUGGUUCUGGAGUGAAAUUUUUUCAUGAGAAGAUCGAGAGUUCAAGUCUCUCCGGAGCAGCGUUCCAAGGAUAAUCACCCACUAUGGCAGAUUCAUCCAUGAAAGCGAGACAAAGCGUUAGGGACUUUCCUGCUACCAUGCCUGAUUCAUCGUCAAAGUCGUUUUAUCUCAAUGACCAAGUGCACGAAUAUCGGCGCACUCCUUGUAUCGUACUUCAAUGCAUGAACCAUAC
Molecule: messenger RNA, 2308 nt
Organism: Mycena citricolor
Lineage: Eukaryota; Fungi; Basidiomycota; Agaricomycetes; Agaricales; Mycenaceae
Source: the annotation of a GenBank genome assembly